AUGUUUCAAGGACUGGUGCCUGGAGGGAAGAGCACUCGGCAUGGCCCUUGCAAUGCAUGUCUGUUGCACCACAAGCUUUGGACACGUUGGGUGGUCUGCCUGGUGGUGAUAUCCAACCAGGCACAUGGCUUGGACUUCAAUACAAUGCUGGUCCCAGCAAAAGAGCUUCCGCUACGAACGAAAGGUCGUUUUGUUGUGGGACAAUCAGGGGAGCGGGUGAUGCUAGCCUGUGUCAACUGGUAUGGUGCGUCGCAAAGACAGAUGGUGAACAAUGGCUUGGAUGACCAGCCGGCAUCCGUUCUGGCUGCUAGGAUCGCAUCUUUCGGAUUCAAUUGCGUUCGGCUGCCUUUCAGCUUGGAGAUGGUCCUGAAAAACGUGUCGGUCCCGCAUCUUCAGGAGGUGCUGGCUGCUAAUCCUGACUGGGUUGGACUUUCGCCUAUGCAGGUGUUUGACAAAACAGUGACAGCACUCACGGACGUUGGCCUGUUGGUGGUCUUGAACAAUCAUGUAUCUUCAGCUGGGUGGUGCUGCAGUGGAACUGACGGAGAAGGCCUUUGGUACACAGACAGGUACUCCGAAGAAGCAUGGCUGUCGGGGAUCGGGCUGGUCGCGCGCAGAUAUCGAGACAACCCUCGAGUUGCUGGCUUCGAUUUGAGGAACGAGGUCCGUGCCAACGGGAUUACCCUCCCUACGUGGGGCACGGGUGACCGUCAGACUGAUUGGUCUAUCGCUGCAGUCAAGGGCGCUAAGCAGGUGCUUAGCCAGAGCCCGGAACUGCUCAUCGUCAUCUCAGGCAUCCACUUUGGCAUGCGCUUGUCAGAGGUGCCGAAUCGGCCAAUCCAUGAAGAGGUUCCUGCCCUGUGGAAUCGAACUGUGUACACGACGCAUUUCUACUACGGCUGGUCGUUCGACCUGAUGGCUUACGACAUGUUGGGAAGGAACAUACCCACCCUGAUGUUCUUUGCGUGUUGGCUGUGGUUCUUGCUUGUGGCAGACUCGCAGACCUCCACAGCAAGACCACAGGUGGCCCGAAAGGACUCUGAGGUCUUGCCAUUUUGCAAGCUGUGGGAGCUCUUCGCUGCGACUGUUGUUCUGACCUUGCAGGCUGUGCUCUUUUCGAUAGGAGAGCACCUUGGUCAGACCUGCGGCCAUGUACACAUUGUGUCUCCGCCAGCGUUUGUGGUGGCCACCAGCGUUGGCUUUCACAUUGGCUAUAUCCUGUGGUCAAGGAUCUUGCUAGCCUACACAUUGGUUCUCUUCACCGGACUCAGUGCUCAGCAGGAGACAGGAAGUGGCCGUGAACGUUCGGAUGGUGAAGCUGCAGAGGAGCCCCUGCAGCUGCAUGGAGAGGCAGGCGAUUCAGUGCAACUUUCAGCGAGGUUCAAUGCUUUGGUGCUCACAGUGGGCCGAUGCUUCGCAUCAAGCUGCCUGGUGAAGCCACUUCGUGACAGGAAAAUCUUGUCUGCUUCAGCAGCUGCCGCCUUCCUGGUCUUGAUAUUCGUGACUGGUGGCAAGUGCGGAUCCUAUGCAAACUUUGAAGGUGAGCUGGAUGCUUGUCUAGGCCCACUCCUGACUGGAGAUGGUGUCACUCCAGCCCCAGUCUGGCUCAGCGAGUUUGGAACCGAUGUCAGCGACAACUACUGGAUCUACAUCAUACAGUACAUGAGGGAGCAGCAACUGGAUUUUGCUUAUUGGAGCAUCAACGGUGACAAAAGAGGCAACCAAAGCGAGACAUACGGACAACAACUUCGAAGUGAGACACCCAUGGAAGUUGCGAGACCUCCAGCGACUCUUUCCGAACAGAUGCCGGUGCUGGCAGGCUUGACAGGGUGGCUGGCUUUGAUGUAUUCCAUCCAGCAUUCCGUGCUGACAGUACCCUUUCUCACUGGAACUCAGUACGAGUACUUCCCAAUUGUUGCCACCUUUGUGGCGGGCUACACGGUUAUUGUCUUGGAGGAGCAAACUGAGAUCAACAAGGCCGCGACAGCGCUCAUCCUAGGCGUAUUGGUGUGGGCGCUUGUAGGGACGGGGGUUGAUAUGACAACCUCUGCCUUCGAUGCCGCAAUCAAGGAGACACUGGAGGAUGUCUCCGAGGUUGUCUUUUUCCUCCUCGGUGCAUUGACCAUCGUGGAGAUCAUGGACGCUCACAAAGGCUUCGACAUCAUCACAAAGCUGAUCCAAGCAAAGACACAGCGCGAGCUGCUGGUCAUCGUGUCCGUGCUGACCUUCGUGCUGUCGUCGGUGCUCAACAACUUGACCGUGGUCAUUGUCAUGGUGUCUCUGCUUCAGAAGCUUGUGAAGGACGAGCAGUUUCGCAUGAGGCUUGGUGGCAUUGUCGUGGUGGCAUCCAAUGCUGGUGGAGCCUGGACGCCUAUUGGUGACAUCACCACAACAAUGCUCUACAUUGGCGGUCAGGUAACCACUGUGCCCUUGCUGGCGAACCUUUUCGUUCCGAGCGUUCUGUGCUUGAUUGGCACAGUGGGCUACGAGUUGACGCAAAUGGAGGACGCGCCCUUCGAACGAUCCUCAUCGGGCAAUGAGGAUGAAGAGCCACCUAAUGGUCAGGCUGUGGUUUUCUGGGGUGGGCUGAUCGGCAUGAUCACAGUUCCGGCGUUCACUGCUUUUACCCAGUGCCCUCCGUGGAGCGGGAUGAUGCUGGUUUUGGGCUUGCUUGGCUUGAUCACAUCGUUGUUGCAUGAGCCGGAUGAUAAUCGCUACUCGCUCAAGGGUGCCCUGACCCGUGUGGAGGUGCCCGACGCACUGUUCUUUCUGGGCGUUCUUUUCGCUGUUGGUGGUCUUGAACGAGUGGGCCUUCUGAAGGAGUUUGCCAUCCAACUGAGUAACUUGGUGCCCUCUGACGCCCUGGUGGCGAUCUUCCUGGGAUUUGCUUCUGCUGUGGUGGACAAUGUGCCACUUGUGGCAGCUGCGCAGGGCAUGUACGACAUAUCGGUUCAUCCUGCCAACGACGGCCUGUGGAACCUGAUCACGUACUGUGCUGCAACAGGUGGCUCUCUCCUGGUCAUAGGUUCUGCGGCAGGCGUCGCAUUCAUGGGAAUGGAGAGGAAUGUCUCAUUUGGAUGGUACUUCAAGAGCGUAGCCCCUGCCGCGCUGGUGGGCUACUUCCUGGGUGUUGCUGGUGUGCUGGGCCAGCAGGCGCUGGGACUGAGCGUGGCAUAA
Symbiodinium pilosum is the source of this 3177-nucleotide messenger RNA. The record is from the annotation of a GenBank genome assembly. Lineage: Eukaryota; Dinophyceae; Suessiales; Symbiodiniaceae.